Dermacentor silvarum is the source of this 512-nucleotide messenger RNA. RefSeq lists its product as uncharacterized. The record is from RefSeq and is a predicted model, not a curated record. The transcript is spliced from 4 exons. NCBI's taxonomy places the organism in Eukaryota, Metazoa, Arthropoda, Arachnida, Ixodida, Ixodidae. Bases 124 to 462 code for a protein of 112 amino acids.
AGAAGUCGUUAGGUUAAUCAAUGCCUCGAAUUAUGCUUUUGUUUUUCAGCCGUCGGAGACGCCAUCAAGACUUACUUCGACAGCUGGCACGGAUUUUUCAACAUAACAGAAACGGCGGGCGACAUGCUGCUGUUCUUGUUCCUGUACAUGGGCAGCCUGGAGACGGACUCGCAGAAGUGCCUGAUGAACAUGUGCAUGGGCUACGGCGUCAACGGGUUGCUCUUCGUGGUCGCCUCGGUGCUCUCGACACCCACCGCCGGGACGCUGCCGUACAUCUUCUACUACCACCUGUUCCAGUGGACGGCCAUGCUGGCGCUCAUCAUAUGCGGCGUGAAGAUAAUAGCCGACAAGCAAGGAGGUGGCGGAGCGACCAUGCAGGCGGUAGUGGCCAUCCUGUGCGGAUCCAUCCACGCGGCACACAGCGGCUACAUUGUGUACCGGCAGUACAUCAAGGAGUCGUAGCACCGGCGAAUAAACGAGGCGCUCGCAUGUUCGCUUCAGAGGACCGCUUU